Messenger RNA from Entelurus aequoreus (snake pipefish), 1504 nucleotides. Its product is annotated as cysteine-rich and transmembrane domain-containing protein 1-like. Bases 161 to 559 code for a protein of 132 amino acids. The transcript has 3 exons. Gene Ontology annotation, cellular component: extracellular exosome. NCBI's taxonomy places the organism in Eukaryota, Metazoa, Chordata, Actinopteri, Syngnathiformes, Syngnathidae. The record is from RefSeq and is a predicted model, not a curated record.
ACCGCCCUCCCCGCGUAGUGACGUCACGCCCCGCUAGACGCACUAAAAAGAGAAAGGCUUGUUCACUGCGGUGGAAAUAAGGUUAGCGCCUACGAGGACGCUUUUUAAUCCAAGAAACACUCCGCUGCUGUUGUUGAAUUCAACUGUUACUCACGUUAAGAUGAAUCCAGACCAGCCACCUCCAUACCCAGGCCCAACGGCUCCAGUCUACCCAGGCCAGGGCCCAGUCCCUCAAGGGUACCCACCUGAGGGUUUCCCCCCACAGGGAUAUCCUGUUAACAUGCAGCAGCCUAAUCCACAAUACCCAAACUAUCCCCCUGGACCAAUGGGACCCGGAGGCCCUUAUCCUGGUGCAGGACAGGCUCCCUAUCAAGGAUACCCUGGACAACCACAGUAUGGCUGGCAGGGUGGCCCCCCUCCUGGACAAAUGUAUGGUGAAGCUCCUAAAAACACAGUGUACAUGGUGGAGGACAACAGAAGAGACAACUCAUCAGAAACGUGCCUGACGGCCUGCUGGACUGCUCUGUGUUGCUGCUGUCUGUGGGACAUGCUGACAUAACUCCCUUCUCUCCAUCACCCUCUCAGCUUCUGUGCCUCAAAACACUUAACACUGUCCUUAAAUGUUGCCUUCACUUUCUUUUCAUUUAUAAACGCAUGCUUUCCCCCCACCCCCCCUUACGUUGGAUAUUUUCCUUCUUCAUGUCAAUGUGAAGUCCUCAGUGCCAACUGCCUGAGCGACCUCGUCCACAGGCUCGCACGUCGCAGCUUGUAAGGGAGCUUCUAGAGCCUCCUUGAAAGUAUGUUUACACGACAACCAUGUUUUUGAAAGUGCAGAUGACAACAUUGCAAACAAAUCCCCUGCAUUAUGCAAGCCAAGCCAGCGGUUGGUGAUGUUUGUUUGUAAAAAAAAAAAGAAAGAAAAAGGAAACACACACUAGCCGCUUGUCUUCUCGGCCUUAACCCUGAUUGCUGUUGGAUAAAAAAUGGUGUCGUGUAAACGGUCCUUUUUGCAGUACUCUUUGGCUCAAAACCUCAGUACAACAUGGCAUAUGAAACUUACACACUCAUGCUUGGGAAUCACGCUCUUCUCAUGUGAAGCUCUUCAGCACUUUAUGAUGAAUACCUCUGUGGGAAUGUUAUCUCUCCCGUCUUUUAUUCGCUUUCUCAGCUCCACCCCAUCUCUCUCACCUGCCUUUCCAUUGGUCCCGCACUCUUCUAAGCCCAGGGUGGUCUUGGAAUGUUUUCUCUUAAGAUUUGCACGUUGUCUUCAGGUGAAAUCAAACCAUGAUUGAAACACAAUGCAUUUUUGAGCAGGGCAGUGAUUUGUGUCAUUACUUUUAGCAGAUAAACCCCUAAUGGUCAAGCAUUUCUUUUUCCACUGUGAUUAUUAUUUUUAAUCUGUUAGCUGCUAAUAAGAAACCAUGUUGUAAUCAAUGAACCAAUUGACCUGUUAAUUGUUUGCUGUAGAUGGAAAUCUCACAUUAAAAUAAUUUAUUCCCAUCGA